Molecule: messenger RNA, 630 nt
Organism: Aspergillus melleus
Lineage: Eukaryota; Fungi; Ascomycota; Eurotiomycetes; Eurotiales; Aspergillaceae
Exons: 2
Coding region: 1-630 (209 amino acids)
Biological process (GO): protein phosphorylation; spliceosomal complex assembly; regulation of mRNA processing
Molecular function (GO): ATP binding; protein kinase activity
Source: RefSeq, a predicted model, not a curated record
AUGAGUCUAUUGAAGUCAUCUCUGUCACUAUUACGAUCGCAAAUUUCAACGUUCUUGAGAAAGCCCCAUCAACUACUGUCGCCAGAGCGCGUUAAUUCUUACCCAGUCGCAGAAGAGCCGGGCUAUUACCAAACUGGUGGUUUCCACCCAAUUCGUUUGGGUGAUACUUUCCAUCAUGGCCAAUACACCAUCCUGAGGAAACUGGGAUAUGGGCAAUACUCCACAGUCUGGCUAGCUAGGGACUAUAAACACGAGAGAUAUGUAGCACUUAAGGUGCUGAGGUCUGAUUGUUAUGAUGGCCGCCAUGACAUCUUCGAGAGAGAAAGUCUCUCGAAAAUUUCGGAAGUGUCAAAGCAAAGUCCUCAUCAAGGCCGCAACUACGUGUCUCAUCUUCUUGAGCAAUUCACGCACACAGGACCCAAUGGAGACCAUGUUUGCUUAGCAUUCGACGUACUAGGGCAUCACCUAGACUUUCAAUCCGCCAAAUAUGAAGAUGGGAAAUUACCUGUAAAGGCUGUAAAAGUCAUCGUACGGCAGCUUCUUUUUGGGCUUGACUUCCUCCACCGCGAGUGUGGAAUCGUUCACACCGGUAUAGCAAAUCCUUGUAUCGGCCGUUUGUUGCACUGCUGA